This is a messenger RNA of Symbiodinium natans, 3255 nucleotides long. Lineage: Eukaryota; Dinophyceae; Suessiales; Symbiodiniaceae. The record is from the annotation of a GenBank genome assembly.
AUGGCGAUGGCACCAGCGCCAUCGCCUGGACAGGCGAUGUCCAAGGACCCAAAGACUCAGCUGAAUCACUUUUGCCAGAGGUAUUGUCAGCGACCUGUCACGAAGAGUGAUAUUUCUUACACCACGAACAAGUUUGGGAAUCAGUACCAGGCGAUCGUCAAGCUCGACUGCAUUCAGGGCCAGGAGUACGCUGGACACCUGUGCAUCAACCAAAAAGAUGCAGAGAAGUCUGCUGCCGAGCAGGCUGUCAUGGCCUUCUCAUCACAGAUGGCCGUGCUGAAGCCGCCUGUGCAGCGGGACAAGAAGAGGAAGCCCAGAACUCCAGAAGAGAUUGCUGAGCGCAAGGCCAAGCAAGAAGCCGAAGGAAAUCCAGCAAUCACGCCGAAGACCCUGCUUAAUGCCUUGGUCAUGAAGAUCGCCAAGCGCUAUCUGCAGAAGGGUGAGACCGUGUACGAGACGAAGACCUACAACGGCGGAGGGCACCAGGCGACUGUCAAGCUCUCCGCGCUGCCGGGCGAGUGGAGUGAGCGAAUGUGGGCCGGACACGUAUGCACCACAAAACAGAAGGCAGAGCAAAGUGCCGCAGAGAUUGCCCUAGAGUCGAUCAAGCAGGACAAGGAGUUAAUGGAAGAAGCUGACAAGCCGAAGGGAUUUGGAAAAGGCGGCAAGGGCAAAGGGAAGGGCAAAGGCUUCAUGUUCGAUGCCUGGCAGUGGGGGUGGAUGUGGGGCAUGCCAUCAAGUGAGCUUCCACGCAAGGACGUUCUCACGGAAUCCAUCACGGGUGAAGUCAUUGAGUGGAAGGUGGGACAGGUGAAUCAGGUGAGGGCAGCUGCAGAGUGCUGCAGAGUGUCACACUGGAACGAGCAGCAGCGCCGAGACUUCGAGGAGCAGAAGAGGCGGGUCCGGCCCCUGGACGCGCCGGAAAAGGAGAAAGCCAGAGAGGAGUGGGCACAGCUGCUCAACAUGCACAAGCGACCCAAAGAGCCAGAACCAGGACAGGACCGUGGAAGAGCAAGCACGGACCCCCCGCCACACCUCCGCACCACCCCGCAGCGCCCUGAGGGGGCGCCCGCGCACCCCCUGCCGAAACCCCCACCACAGCGCCCGCAAGGGCCGCAGGGGGCGAUGACGCAAAGGGGACCACCGCAGACCAAGCAGCCGCCGCACGCCCGAGCCAAGCAACCCCCGCCCACAGCCCCUAGCUCCAGCGAGGAGACCCACUGGUCGAGCAGCAAUGCCUCCACACCCAAGAUAACAAAACAGGAAGAGAGCAAGAAGCGAGCAACGGAACACGCAGACACACCCGCAGCGGCCCAAGCCGGGCAGAACGAGGGACCCAACGCAGAGAAGGAGAAGCAGGAGGAGGAGGACCCUGACGACAUCAUCGACAACUUCCUGGACCACAUCGACCUGAUGCAGAGGGACAGCCGACCACCACAGCAGCAACAAGGGGCAACCGAAGACCAAGAGAUGGACCAACUCCGAGAGGACGAGCAAGAGGAGAGCCGAAGAAGAGAGAUGAUGGAGGAGGAGAUUCGCAGAUGGGAGCUCGAAGAGGAGGAGGAGCAGAGGCUAGCAGAGAUACAGUACGACGAGUACCUGGAGGAGAGACGCGAGGAGACCGCAGAGCAGGCGAGGACCCAACACGCUACCGACCUCUUCCCCAACGGAACAACACCGACGGACGAGGACCCCGACAGCAAGCCGGAGCAAGGGUGCCACCCGGCAGACGUCAUCGCCCACCAAGAAGGGGACCCAGAAGGAAGGCCACCGAGAGGAGACCUCUACGACUUCGUCCACCUCACCCUGACCAGAUGGAGGCGACUGCUGGAGACCGCAUCAACCUCGGUGACCCUGGACACAGAUGGCGUCCGGGAGCUGGCAAACACAAUCCACACCUGGCGGGGACCCCACCUGGUGGACAGCGACUCCAACACGACCGAAGCAGCCACCCCACACGAACACCUCCUCAACCUGGUGGGCCAGAUCCUGUCCCGAAAAAACGAGCACGAGGACGAGGUGACCGUGCUGACCCGGGACACGCUCGAGACGCUGGAAACAAUUUUGGAGGCCUACUACCAGAAAAGGAAAUGGGGGACCGUCUUCCGCAAGCAGAGUAACACGGGGAACGCCAAGAGGGCUGUCCCUCCCCGUGGCAAAGCCAGCCGAGCGAGCGCCUCUACGGACCUCUACCACCACGAGCACCUCGACUACAAGACCUGGACGACGAGGACGCGAACCAUCUACCCUGAAAGGGCCGCGACCGAACCACCAACACGAACACCCGACUUGGACAAGGGGCUCCACAUCGUCGCGGUGGCCAAUGAUAUAGUGGGAAAGCAGUGGGUCGAGCCGACCAACGGACCGAUGGGAAGCCACGCCCUCACCAACGAGAACAACGGGGACGAGAAGCUGGUCAAUUUGGGGACCACCACCACAGAGCCGACAGAAAGUACAGAACAACAGAGUGCAGCGAGAAGGGGGCCAAACUACAUCGAGCACGAGCAGCACCACGACGAGCCCCCCGACAGCACGGAAGAGGACAUCAUCGAGGAGGAGUACGACCAGCACCACGACGAGCCCGCCGACAACUCGACCAACGAGCCCGAGGAGGACCUGGAGAGCAGCCGAAGAGAAGCGAGAAGACAGGGGGGCACCCAGCACAAGCCGGAGACCACGACGAACUCCAACGACAAGGAGGAGGGGGAAGAAGAAAAAGCAGCACAGGAAAGUACAGAGCAGUCGAGUGCAACGAGAAGGGGGCCACACUACAGCGAGCACGUGCAGUACCACGACGAGCUCGCCGACAACACGGAAGCCGACGUCGAGGAGGAGCACGACCAGCGCCACGACGAGCUCGCCGACAACCAGAACGACGAGGACCAGAAGCACAACUGCUCGAGCGAAACGAGAGAGCAGGGGAGUACCCAGCAUGAACCGGAGACCUCGACGAACCUCGACGACAAAGAAGGGGACAACGCGGACCAGGAGGAGCCACAGCGACGAGGGGACCGUCAGCUGCGGGAGAAGGAGGAGAAAGUGCCACGCCUACCACACAACCGCAAGAAGGAGACCACGAUGGCCAGCAGGAAGAUGAUCGACAAGGGGGCCCAGACACUGAGGGACUCGCACGGAUGGAUCAAGGCAGAUGUGGAUAUUGACCACAAAGCUGCAUCUCGUCGCGAGGGCAAGAUAUUUGUGGGAAAAUCCGAUGCUCCAGAGGAUGGAUUGGCAGGGCCCUUUGAGCUUCACUCC